Aspergillus mulundensis is the source of this 8604-nucleotide messenger RNA. RefSeq lists its product as uncharacterized. The record is from RefSeq and is a predicted model, not a curated record. NCBI's taxonomy places the organism in Eukaryota, Fungi, Ascomycota, Eurotiomycetes, Eurotiales, Aspergillaceae. The transcript is spliced from 4 exons. The coding region runs from base 1 to 8604 and encodes 2867 amino acids.
AUGACGCUCUUCAACCCGACAACCGUGCUCGUCGGCUUCCUCCUCCUCUACCUCGCUUCCUUCCUCAUCUUCGCCAUCGUCCGUAUCGCAACCGGGAUCUCGAUCCAGCGGAUCGGUUAUUUUUCGCUGCGCCGCAUUGCGUACGUUCCCGCAGAUGGGGUCCAGAUCGAACUCCGCGGACUCGGACUAUCGCUGCAUCCGCCCUCCUUCGCCCAACCGACAUGGCUGAGUCUGCGACUCACGGAUCUGAAAAUCACGCUGGAUCCUUCGGCGUCAGGGAAAAGGAACAAUGCCGCGAAUAAAUCGUACACCGACGAGUCUCAAAGUCAGUCCGAGGAGGAACCGCUCAACCCGCAACAUGGGAAAGGCGACGCCGCAUCCGCGCGGAAAAACAAAACCUGGGUAGCGCUCAAUCGUGUCAAGGAUCGGGUAAAGCGGAUACACCGGAAGGUUCACUGGUUGAGGUUGGUGGAUAUUGUCGCCGUCAAUACUUCGAUCAAUUUUCUCGAAGCUGGGCAGAUUCAGAUCGGGACGUUGUCAUUGGCGGUAGACACGAGACGGAAGAUGGUGGACCGGGGGAAGGUCUUUCGUCGGAAGAAGGGCGAGUCUGGUGAGCAAUGGCCCGCGGAAUGGAUUUUGAAUGUGCACAAUGUCCAGGUUGCUGUUGAUGGAAACGAGCCAGUCGAGAUUUUGGAUAAUGUUGGGGUAAACAUUCAUGGGAUCUUGCAUAAAGGCCUUGAUGGCCUGCGGGAUGCGUCGGUGGCUUUCAAAAUCGGGAGGAUGCAUAUACCCUACGAUGAUUUGACGCUCCUAAUGGAACGGAUCAAGCGUUCCAGAAAACUUCCCGUGCAGGUCGACGCUACCGAGCCGGACGAGGAGGUCUCCUUUGCCGACUACGUGGAAGAACUCGAGAAACCCGGUAGCACAGACGAGACAAUUGUUGAAACUGUCACUGCCUCAAAGGAGUUUGCGGGAUCGCUUUUGCGUGGAAUCCAAGAGAUUCAGGUAGCAUUAAGCUUCUUCAGACUCUCUCGUGCCGUCCAGUCACCGUCUCCCGGUCAAAGCUCUGUUUAUCUUAAUGUCGUCUCGCAUGAAAUCGGCAUUGAUCUCCACCGGAUGGACCAGACGAGCCCAGCGCAUCGGAUGUACUUCCAACGAACAGACAUUGCCCAUCAAGCACUUCUUGCCGCUAUCUCCCUUUCUGUAAGUCUGGAUGAUAGCUCUGGUGAAACUGAUAAUAUCCUGUAUAUUCCAAUGGCGACCACGACUAUCAAAACAACUCUGCCAUCCAAGACAAUUAGUUCCUACAACGGUUUCAAUGCGGAGGAGCGGAACACCAAUAUCCUGUUCGCGAAUUUGGUGGUUACCUCCCCUGCUCUUGACUUGGAGCCCCGGCAUGUAUCGCGCCUCUUAGGUCUGGCUCAAAACAAGGCAACGAAUUCUCGAGGGAAGAAGAGAGCCAGAGGCCAGUUGAUAUCGCGUUUACUCCCCAAGGCAAACAUCAAACUUUCGAUUCAUGAGCCUGUGAUUCGAUUUGUUCUCCCCAUUCCGGAUUCUCCGGCCGGUGAGGACGACUACAACCUUCUCAUUUCAUCGAUCUCAUCCAUAUCCGUUGAUGUUGAAUCCUCCCAUUCCUCCGAGGGCGGUGCCCACUACUCGCUGUCCUCUAUUUAUCGUGUUGCCUCUCACAAAUUCUACUACCAAACACCGUCUGGAACCAAACAUAAUCUUCUGACAACCGAUAACAUGGAGCUGAAAGUCCUCCUUAGCGCAUCCCCGGAGGUAUGCGUCAUGGUUUCUGGCAGCUUGAACACUUUCUCUGCACACAUGGUUAACAAUGAGGUUAAUCGUGGGAUCCAACAAGUCGUGGAACAGUUCCGUGCUCAUAUCCGGCCCAAGAAGAGGUAUGGCCUGCCAGGCGAAGAUCGGAAGCCUAGUGUCCUGAGACGUCUCCCACCUUGGCUACUCAGGUUUCAAUUUGAGGCUACCGGAUUCAGUUUGGAGAUUGCAGGUAUUGACGAGAGUGUAUCGAAAGCGACGCGGGGCGUCUCUCUCCAACUUGAGUCCUGGACAGCCGACUACCGAGCUCAGAAAACAGAACCUACAACCGUGAGUGUCGUGCGAAGACGAACUCCCAGCCACUCCACAAUUGGCGACGAGUCGCCGUUCAGGUUCAAUCCAACAUCCCCUCCCAAGCAAACUCGAGCGAGGGUAGCCGAUGGCAGGCGAUUAGCUUUCCAUGCUCGCGGGUUUGAGGGCUUUGUCAUCGAAUCAGAAGACUAUCUUGAGUCUGAGCCAUUCCUCUCGCUUCCAAGAUUCGAGGUAGCCCUCAGCACUUCUAGUGACCGCCUGGGACCAAUCUUCCACAUAAACUCCCUCGUCAAAGGCGUUUACCUCCAAUACUCGCUCUACCGCUACUAUUGUCUCAGCGUUGCCUUGUUUGUACUCCAGAAGGCUUUCUUGCAACACUCGCAACGGCAGCCAUCGUCCCCGAAGAAUACGCACGAUAUGUCGCCUCCUCUAUCCCCUCGGGCUAUGCAUAGGAGUGAGCUUAUCACCGUAGAUGUCAAAGCCACCGUUCUGCAAGUUAAGACCUUUAUGCCGGCGGACCCGCCGAUGCUGUUACAGAUCUAUGGUCUCACCGCUGGCUACCAUCGACAUUCCGCUCCAUUCCUUCGAGCCCAUCUUGUCCGAUUACAUGCCGAAGCACCCAAGCUCAAAGGCGUCUGGGCACGGAUUGUCAGCAUGAACAACUUCCGUCUCGACUUGCGAAAAAUGCGACUAAAACAAGGUAAAUCUUUGGUUGAGGAUAAAUCGAUUGAUAUUUGGACGGAUUUUGUACGGAUAGGUGUACCUCACCAUAUGAUUAUGCACCGUGUUUUCGACAAUGUGAUCAACACCUCCAAGGCGUUGAAGCAAUUGCAUCACCGCCUGAAGAAUCAUACUACAGAGUUCGUGUCUGCAAGGGACCCAGAAGGGCCGAAAAAAGUUCCUAAGAUCUCGUUCCGCAGCAAAGCAUUGCUUUUUGAGUUGGAAGAUGAUGCUUUUGAGUGGAAGCUUGGUUGCAUAUACCGGACCGGUCUUAUUGAACAGCGUCAACGUCGAGCUAGAGAGGACGCGUACGAACUGAAGCUCCAGAAGCUCAAGGAGUCCGACCAAAAGCGAGGCUCUUCGAGGUUGCGUACGCGAUCCAGUCACCGAACGCUACGCAGUGAGCGGGUCAGUUCGGACUCGCGCCGGAGCAAGAGCGCGGACCCCAAACCACGAAACGAGAUACCAGAGGAGAAAGAGGAAAAGCGCGGGCGUGCACAGAAAUUCCGCUACGAUACGGAAGGUGUAUCCUCUUUUACCAACGAGGCCAAGGUGUCUGCCGAAAGCGCUUGGUAUCGCCUCCAGCACUACAAUGCCCGCAGUUGGAAAGCCAAGAUCGACGCUGCUUUGCAGUUCCAAGGUUCAUCUAUCAAGGAGGUUCGAAACCUCUUUGAAGGAGCCGACGAGGCCCCAGAGGACGUGGAGGAAACCGAGACCGUGCUCGCCAUACCCAACAGGCCUGCCCUCAUGGCGGCUUUAAUAAGCGAUGUCAAUCUGACCAUCGAUAAGCCUACUUUUCCUUCUGAGAACUAUCCUCUUUUCCUUCACAGUAUUGGCAAAGGCAUACCCAUGUCUACAAAGUAUGCGCUCCUGAUCCCGAUGAGCAUUCAGUUGGACAUGGGCGAGGCUCGUGUCAAUCUGAGAGACUACCCCUUGGACCUGUUACACAUACCAGGAUUGCGGCCUGGACAGUCGCCUAGGCUCCCUAGCUGGUCACUUCGCACGAACUUUGUGAUUGCUGAGGAGUAUCGCGAUUACAAGUCAUCGAGAAAAGUCAACGUAGAGCUCGUCCCGGCAUCUGAACUUUCUGACGGGACAACAUGCCCGCCCUUCUUGCUUGACAUUUGGCGGUCGGUCAGCCCUGUGAAGACUUACUCGGAUCCGGUUAUUGAGAUCAACACGAAUCUGCCCACCAGUAUAUCUUGGGGCAUGUCCUACCAGCCUGUUAUUCAAGAUAUGAUGAAGAUCAUCGAAGGGUUCACCAAGGUCGAGAUCGACCCGUCCGAAAGGGUGGGAUUCUGGGACAAAAUCAGACUCAGCUUCCAUUCGCGCAUCCGUGUCAAGUGGAAAGGAGAUGGCGACGUUCAUCUUCGCCUGAAAGGCUCUCGUGAUCCCUACGUUGUUACUGGGUUUGGCUGCGGGUUUGUUAUGUGUUUCCGCAAGGAUGUCCAGUGGAACAUCCAUACAAGUGAUGACCCGAAGGAAUUCAUGAGCGUAACUAGUGGAGAGUAUGUCCUGGCAAUACCGGACUACAGCCACGAAGCCAGGUACUUGGCUGAGGCGACAGCCGACGACCUUGAAACGGUCUCAAUGUCCAGUGACCUCAAGAACGCCGCUCAUUUCAAGAAGGUUGUCAUGAAGCUAUCGGGCGACGUGAAAUGGGCUGCUGGCUUGGUGUUCGAACGCAAUGUCAAUGAGAAUGAGCGAUCAACGGAGUUUCGGCCUCACUACGAUGUUAUUCUCCAGAACCCCAACUAUAUCGACCCCUCGCAGCGCGAGGAAUACGAUGCGUAUCGCGGCUUCCGGAGUAACCACAUCCAUCUCUCCGUCGCCAUCAUUGCCCCCAAUAGCAAGAAUUGGAGUGCGGACUUCGAGCAGCCAACUACGAGCUACAACACCGUCCAUCUCACUCCGCGGUUCUUCACUCAUUUCUACAGCUGGUGGUCGCUUUUCUCGGGUGUUAUGUCAUUGCCCGUGCGCCAGGGACGCCUGUGGCCUGGAAUCACGAAGACCAACAAGAAAUUCAAUCGUCACUUGGCUACUAUCAAGUAUAAAUUGCUGCUCGCUCCUCUCUUUGUCGCCCAUAUCUACAAGCACAAGGAUCCUGAAGAUUAUGCCGAUGACGUCGUUACCGCUACGGGCAUAAAGGUCCGACUGGACAGCUUGAAGCUAGAUGUUCAUCAGAGGCGAGAACAAAUUAAGACGCCUUCUAAAGGUCGGCUCAAGCAGCCGCAGGCAAGUGCGAUACGGAUUUACAGAGCAGAGCUGGACUUGCAGGCGGCAGACUUUAGAGCUGUCUCGGCUAGUAUCGAAGGAACAGGCGCCGAUGAUCUUGAAAAGAAGAGGGAUGACAUUAUAUCUUCCUUCCAGCAGCCGGUUCCUCCGGCCGAUCUCUCACGCUUUACAAUCCCCGAUCACAACCUUGACUGGGUUGAUAUGGACGAUUUUGUCGAACUCGACUGGAUACUCCCACAGGAAUCCAAUCCUCGGACCAAGAUUCUGCCCUUAGCAUUUACCCCACGAUUCACUUACUUCAGGCAAACCGACCAGGAGGAGGUUUCUCCCGGACAGCCAGGGUAUAGUAGCUUCGGGCAUGAGGAUACUCAUGAAUGUGUCAUGUCAGAUAGGAAUCAGCCCCGCCAGGUGCAGUUAGGGCUCAUUCGGGACCGUCUUACUACUAUCGAGUCCAAGAUACAGGACUGUACCCGAGCGAUUGGUGACCUCGAGUUACAGAUGGCAAAGGAUGUUGACCAAAACGAGGACUUGAGAGUUCAACAUAGAGAAUAUCUUCGGCAGGCAUCGUCACUUGCCCGAAGACGCGCUUUCUUGAUAGCAGGGCUCCAUCGUUUGGAGAAGCAACUCUUCCGAAGCAAGAGCACCGAUACCUACCACAGCGAAAGCACUCGGAUUGAUGCAGACUCGGACUCGCAAAGCGACAGCAAAGAAGCCGAUUUCGAUGGACUCUACUCUUCUCCGCAUGACGACUUGAACAGCGACUUCAACAACCGGUUCAUGAUUCACAGUGUCCAGUUAAAGUGGAACAACUCACUGAGGAAUAUCAUCCUCCGAUAUAUCCACCAAGUCAGCCAAAGGCGUGGGUUUGUGUACUACAUGUCUCGUCGAGCUGUCAAGUUCAUCCUCGACAUUGUUGAAGAGCAGAGCAAGAACCAAGCGAACUACUCCAAAAUGUUCAGAGGCUCGUCAAGACGACCUUCUGAGGUCCGCGAUGACGACGACAGUGUCGAAGACCGCAUUGAGCAGCUUCUCCAUGAUGCGAAACGCUUUGUCAGCGCGGAAGACCAAGACCCCCCUGAACAGAAGGAUCCGCCGACUUUCAGGUCUGAUUCAACCGACAGCAUAUCGCCUGAAUUCACUGCGCAGAACAGUUACCAUUUGCGGCUUAUUGCGCCUCAGAUCCAACUUCAGAGCGAGAAGAACCACAAGUCAGUGAUUCUUGUCGCGGCCAAGGGCAUGCAGCUGCAGGUCGUCUCCAUUAUGGACAAACAACGGGUCUACGACGACGUCAGCGGCCUCGUUCAACGCCGGUUCACCCUCAACAUGGACGGCGCUCAAUUCUUCGUCGCGACGCAAAAGAACCUGAUGACGCAUCUGCAGUUCUACGCCGGCAACAAGUACGGCAAUGCGCCGGGUUCUGCUUGGCCGCCGUGGCUGACGCUUGAGGCUAUGUUUGAUUUUGAACUUAAUCCGUUCGGCUUCUCGAGGAUUAUCCAGAAGACUUCUGCCAGCUUGCGGUAUGACAAGUACAACAACCUUCGUCUGAAGUACAAUGAUGAAGUAGCCAAGGGGCAGCCGGCAGAGGGAAGUCAUCCAGACGGACCAGAAACCCGAAUGGAUAGUAUCAGCGUCGACUUCCCUCAAUUUCGUGCUAUUUGUGACUCUGCGGAGUAUUACACGCUGUACAUCAUUGUUCUCGAUCUGCUGCUUUACAGUGAACCACUUGAGAAGGUUCGGAAUGAGCGUCUUGAACGCAUCAUGCUUACUUCCGACUUUAGUGAUCUAAGGGGCGCGCCAGAGAUGGUCUACAAGCUGCAGUCACGCAUUCGACAACUGGAGGAGAUCAAAGAUCAUUUCCAGAUCCAUGCGAAAUAUCUUGAUAAGCGCGGCUGGGAAGAUCGGUUGAUCCUAGAGAAAGACAUUGCCCGGUGCGAGGAUGAACUAUUCUUCUUGAUGAAGGCAAUCACGACAUCGCAGAGGAAGGUUGAGCCGACCAUGACCGGAGCUACUGGUCUCCUGCGCUGGAAUAUCUCCGCCAGUGAGAUCGUUUGGCACUUGAUGAAGGACGAGUCAGAGCCCUUGGUCGAAUUCCAGCUAAGGAAUGCUGAAUACGACCGCACCGAUAAUACCGAUGGCUCGAACCACAACCAAGUAUCUGUUGAACGACUUUACGGCCUGAACCUCUUACCGGAUGCAGUAUACCCGCAGAUCAUCGUGCCUUAUCUUGACCAAGCACGACGUCUCGAGGGCCCCGACGACAGUAUGAUUAAGAUCAAAUGGCAUAUGCUGGAGGCCGUUGCUGGAAUUCCUGUUGUCGAUGACUUCGAAGUGUCACUGUUCCCGCUGAAGAUUCAAUUGGAGCAUGAGCUUGGGCAAAGGGUUUUUGAGUACAUGUUCCCGAAUGUUGGGUCGAACGCUUUCGAGAACGGUGGCUUCUCACCUUUCAUGAUCAAGAACGUCAAGCCUUUGGAGGGUUCCGAUUCCGACGAUGAGUCUGGCCAAGCCUCUACGUCCAGUCUUCAAUACCAUAGCGACGCAUCGGGAGAGGAUAUGACAAAGGGCGCUAGUCAGCUCGAGCUCAGGCUCCAGCCCACAUUGUCGUUGGCUGAAAAGCCGCGGAAUGAACGCCGACCUACGCAUCUCAAGGCCCUCGCCAUGACUCCGAUCCACAAGGACGGCAGCCGGCAGCAAGCACGGCCUUCCAGCGCACUAGUCAAGAAGAAGUCAGCCGACAGUCUCCGAGUCCUUUCACGGCAAGCCACUUCAUUCUCGACCACUAGCGUCAACGACGAUAAGGGCAAGAAAUUCGGCUUGGGUAUCAUGGGCGGCAAGAGCAAGGGCAAAAAGGGCGUGGAUGACUUUGCCCAGAUGAUGGCCCGCGCCUCCAACUACAUGACUCUCGCCCAUGUCAGGGUUCAUGACGUGGUUCUUUGCGUCAGCUACAAAGGCAAAGCAGAGCACAACAUCGAGGAUCUGCACGAUUUCGUCUUCCGACUACCCAUCCUCGAAUACCGAAACAAGACAUGGUCGAAUUUGGAUCUAGCGCUACGACUCAAGAAAGAUGUCAUCAAGGCCCUCAUCUCCCACGCACCUGCCAUUCUGGGCAACAAGUUCUCCCACCACCGGCCGUCGAAACAGCAGCUGAAGCGCUACCGCGAACUUGCAUCAUCGUCUCAGGUCCUGAACAACCAAGACACCGCCCCGCCCCCGGAGAACGGUACGAGCCCUAGCAUGGUCAGCGCAGAUUCGAGCAGCGGGUACAUUUCGGAAUCUCAGUCUCAUCGCUCGUCUCCUCUUGCGCGGUCGAAUUCGCUGGGUUCGAGUAUUUACGGCGGCAAGGAUCAGAGUGGGUUGUUUGACUCGCGCUCUGCGAGUGAAGUUGAUGUGGACGCUCGUUGGGAGCAAUCUCGUCGACUCGUCAACCCCCCUUCGCGACCCUUGACCUCCGGCAGUGCGAUGACGCGCUCUGACACAGCUCGCAAGAUAGACUGGUCGGAAGAUAGCUCGAAAUCAACGAUCCGCAACCUCGGCCGCAAACUCCUCCCUGGUCGGAAGUAA